This is a messenger RNA of Malaclemys terrapin pileata, 4672 nucleotides long. It is a transcript of the gene IL7R, whose product is annotated as interleukin 7 receptor. Gene Ontology annotation, cellular component: membrane; external side of plasma membrane. Gene Ontology annotation, biological process: cytokine-mediated signaling pathway; positive regulation of receptor signaling pathway via JAK-STAT; hemopoiesis. The coding region runs from base 105 to 1487 and encodes 460 amino acids. NCBI's taxonomy places the organism in Eukaryota, Metazoa, Chordata, Testudines, Emydidae. The record is from RefSeq and is a predicted model, not a curated record. Gene Ontology annotation, molecular function: cytokine receptor activity; protein binding. The transcript has 8 exons.
CCUGCCUGCGGUUGCUUUAUCAGAGCAGUGGGUUCACACUUCACCCUGGGUAUAAAGCAACUGAGUGAGCUCCUCUCUCACACACAGGCACGCACACACCAAAUAUGCUCAGAAUGACACGGACCAGCACAGCGUUUGGCAUUUUACUCUUUUUUCUUCUUCACACCACUUCUGGAGAAAGUGGUUCUACCUCAGAAGAUGAGUCUGAUGAUGAAUUAGAGAACAUUGAUGUUGAGUGUUUCAGCCAGCUGGAAAUUAAGGAAGACUGUCACUCCCUAACAUGCAACUUUACGGAGUUGGACCUUAACAAUACUAACAGUAACCUUACAAUAUGCAGCACCAUCAUUGAAAAGCGAAUAUGUUCGACUAUGGAGAAACAGGAAGGCACAUAUUUUUUAUAUUUCUAUGGAAUCCUCUCACCUAAGGAUGUUUGUGUGGUCCUUGAGUCAAACAGACCGUACUGCAGGAGUGUGGAAGUAACCCAUAUUGUUAAGCCUGAGACUCCAUUUGGCAUAAAUAUCACAUUCCGAAAGGAUGCAAAUGAGUAUUUUAUUCGAUACAAGACCCCGCAUUCAAAGAAGAAAUAUCUAAAGGACAAAUUAAUACACGAACUAGCCUAUCGGCAGGAAAACGGGACUUGGGAAACAAUACAUUCUCAAUAUCUUCGGGUAAAGUUACUGGGGAAAAGCCUUCAGAUGGGUGCAAGUUAUGAAGUGAAAGUGCGAUCAAAGCCCAAUGGAAAGUAUUUCAAGGGUAUCUGGAGUGAAUGGAGCUCCUCCGAAUACUUCCAAAGUGCAGCGGAACACCCCAUAAAGAAAAGCACUGACAUGGUUGUGGUUAUAACUACUGUGGGCUUCAUUUUGCUCUUUGUCACGCUUGUUCUGAUCCUAAUGUUUUGGAAAACCAGAAUCAAGCCAGUUUUGUGGCCAAAACUUCCGGAUCAUAAAAAAACUUUGGAGCAACUGUGCAAGAAGCCAAAAAAGAAUUUUGAUAUAAGCUUUAACCCGGAAAGUUUUGGGUAUGUUCAUAUUCAUAAAGUGGAUGGCAUUCAAGCCAAAGCAGAAGUGGAAUGUUUUCUACAGCCAUCAGCUCCUCUAGAUGCAGAUGUUUCAGAAAAAGUUUGCAAUGGAUCAGAUAUGAAGACGAGCCUCUCUGCUGUAGACAAAAGCAUCCUAAAGCUUCCUGUGACUUAUGGAGGAAUUUGGCCAUCUGACACGUUGAGUGGGCACUUAUGUGAGACUCACCUUUCCAUGUUAAAUGAAUCCAGCAAUGGCAUCCCCUAUAAAGUGUGCAGUAGCAAUGGUACACAACUAUAUAAUUGUGGUCCUAUGACCCAUUCCAGCUCUUCGGAGGACCCCACUGUUCAGCCCAGAUCAGGACCCCUAAAUACCAACACAGUGUCCCUAAUACAGCCCAAUAAUGGAAUUAGGUCAUCAAAUAAAGACGAAGCAUAUGUCACAAUGUCCAGCUUUUGCAAAAAUCAGUAAACCUCAAAAACCAUAGGAACAUAGGAUUUGCUGUAACAGAGCAGACUAUUGGUCCUUCUUGUUUGGGUCUCCUGCCUCUUGCUGGUUGAUUCAGUGAAUAAUAAAUUCAGUGAUAAUGUACCUAUCCCCAUUUUGCAAUGCUGUAAUCAAUGGGGAUGGAUUUUUCUUGGCCUCCAAGGACAGUGGACCAAAUUCCAUUCUCAAUUACAUCAGUGCCAAUGUGGAGUAAAUCCAGUGUAACUGAAAACAAAGUUAGUUCAAUCGGUUUAAGACCUUAAUCAUGGGUGGUAAUUAACCUAUAACAAUAACAAACUAUUAAAUUGCACUUCUCUACUGCCCUCUAUCUAAGCAUCGGUGAGUGCUUCAGAUUCGUUAACGCUCCUAUCGCCAUCUCAGUUUACACAGCUACAGAUUUUGUUAAUGGUCAUAAAAUCCCUAUCAUGAAACAUGGCUGCAAAGUCUAGAUAGGUUAAGUAGAUUCUGAUCUCACUUAAACUGGGGUGAAUGAAUCCGGAGUAACUUGGCUGAAGUUAGUGGCACUAUACCAGGUGUUAAAAAACAGAAUAAGUGAGAUCAGAAUCAGCUUGUAUUAGUUUGGGAUUCAGGAUCUGAGACUGGUAACUCAUUCCCCAUCAAGCACUCAACUCCCAGGGGAAAGAGUGCUCACACAGCAUCUCCUGCUAAUGAGUGCUGAUACACUCCCAAGAUAGCAGCACCCAUCCUACCACAGCAAGGGCUGUGCUGAUGCACGGCAUGUGAGACUGUGUACAAUAAUGAGUAAAAAUAGAUGUCUUGGUGCUCAAAGGCUGCAAAUAGAUCAGCUAAGCCUGCAGCUUGUGUGUGUAAGAGGAUAGAAGGUGGAAGCAGAAGGCCGGAGGGAACCAGGGCCAACAAAUGUAAACAGUUUCAUAGUGGUUUUAUGUAGGGAUGGGACCCCAACAACCUCCCCUGGACACUGGGAAAGUUCAGACCCAGAGCCAAAUUUAGCAACUCAGGCCCAGAUGCCAGUUUGCUGUAUUUUCUGUCUUCAUUACUACUGCAUCAACAGUUUUUAUUGGACAAAACAAUGGGCCAAAUCUGCAGCUAGUGUAAAUUGGCUUAGCUCUGUUAACUUCCAAGGAUCAAUGCUGAUUCGCACCCGCUGAGGGUGUGGCUUAUUGCUCCAUGCCUAGGAGAUAAAAAGGUACCUGGGGAUCUGGUCCCUAGGGCCAAUUAAAACACAACUACAAAAGAUGCAACAUUUCAGCGCAACCAAGUCACUGUCCUAUUUUUUAACAAUCUAAACAGAAAAAUACAUGUAAAAACAGAGUAGUACAAAUACAGCAUUAAGAAAAACACAUGGCAAGAUAUUAAAGGGGUGAUUCUCAGCUAUGUUUAUGUUGAUCAGCAUUGAUUGUACAUUAAAAUGUGGGGCCAGAUCCUCAGCUGGUAUAAAUAGGCAUAGCUCCCUUGAGGUGCAUAGGUGACAUGCGUGACACCUUUUUUCUCUGCCUUCUCACGCAUACAUUAGUGUGGCCUGUGAGUAUUUCCCAGGGCAUUCGUUUUGUCCUGGGUACCUGACAUAUCCUUAUUUUUUCAUUAUCACCAGUCAUUGUGGGUAAGAGUGAGUCAAUAGAUUUUGUGCCUGGGCUGGCAAAUUUUCCUGACUACUUUGCAAAGCUGGUACCACUGUAAGAUCCAUUUUCUUGUAAAUUGCCCAGUAACAAUGUCAGAGGAGUGCUCAGCUUUCUCCACUAAGGGGAAACCUUGCCCCGCCCCCUCUUCUUACUCCACAGCUCCAUGGGGUUCCUUAUAUUCUGUCACCAAGGGAUGGUUGAUCCACAACGUAGUUCCACUGACCUGGCCAUUACCCAUUGGGGACCAGGUGCACAUGGGAGUUGCAGAAGCUGCUACAGCCUCAUGGUUGCAUGACAGCCAAGGAAUAUGGCCUGAAGAGAGAAAAGCUGCUUUGCUGUGCUCUAGGCUAAAGGUUUGCCCCUUUGUGAGGUAUCAUAUCCUCUAGCUGCUUUAAAUUCCCCUUUCGGGAGUGAUGGCCUGAUUAGUGCAAUAAUAAGUAACCUCUUCAGGCUGUUUACUUUUUAAAUAUUAAAUACCAUGGGAAGGACUAAACAAAAAUCUGCCUUUUAUCCUUUUCUCAGAUUAAAUUAAAGAAAAAGAAAAGCGGUUAUUGUUCCACUCCAGCGAUGCCAGAUUCUAGACAUUUAUGUUUAAUUUGACCUGAUGGUCCUGAUUCUGCUUUUCUUCCAAUACAAAUCAGGAUAAUUCCAUGGAAGUAAAUGGGCUAGAACCUUUUGGUCUGGGUGAGUCAUGCUUAGCACAGAACCACAGGGAUAGAAACUGUGACUCCAAGCUGCAUGGCUGCUCUAACUUGCACUGGCUAGUCACAGCCCCUGAGAGGCUAUUACAUUAGCCAGGGACGGCUGGAGCACAACAGCACUCCAGUAAUGAACCCCGUCUUCCCACCCAUGCCCUGUAACAACCCCGCACUGUGGGAAACUUCAGCCAGGCACAGCUUUAUGGUCUGUUUACUCAAAAGGGCCAAGGAUGUGGACCGAAGUAGUCAGUGUAUUACAGUAUUUUUUUAUGACUGUUUAGCACAUAGUAGUAAGAUGAUAUAGUCUGAUAAAACUGAACUAAGCACUGGACUUUAAUUCCUUUGCUUUAUAAUGCUUCUAUUUCAUAAAAACAGCUGCUAAUGCUUAAAAUAUGCAGACUUGCACAGUGCAAAUCUAGAUGCAAACAGAUUGAGUCAGGAAGCUAUUCUGUUCUUUUACCACAUUACCAAACAUGAAAAAGAAUGCCAUAUAAAAUAAUAGAUUAAAAUAAGUAUAACACGACUUACUUACAUACAAACUCACACAUACACAGUGUUAAAAAGUAAAAGGAUUAUAUAAGCAUCUAUCUGCAAUUUUAAACAAUAAUGCACGUAUGAAAGAAUAGUCUUACUAUUCAUACUAGAAAACCAUGUUGCUAUUUUAUACUGUAAGAGUGGAUUAUUGUAAACAUUAACCACUACUCUACUUAACAGCAAAUUCUCGUACAUACCUUCCAUAUGCAUUAGAUAUAUUUUUUGCAUAGCUGCUAAUGUCUGAGUACUAUCAUAUUUCUGUCUUAUUUAAUGAAAUAACAUGUAAACCUGUUUUGUAAUGAUUUAGCAUAUUAAAAGGAUGUCUAUUUGCAUUAUA